CUUCUUCUUCUUUCUUGCGGUUUUGGUGGUGGCAGUGGUGGGUUUGCUCAUCAUGCACAGGGCGUGCCCUUCCCACGUAAGGCGGUGGUGACUCAGUGGGAGCCGCAAGGCUUCGCCUGGCGAGCCCGUCUUAUAAAAAAGCCUGGAAGUCAGGCAGCUGCAUUCGGAGUCCACCCGUCAAGAAGGGAAGGAACGAAUGGUCGGAGAAAGGCCCCCUCCAGAAGCUCCACCGUCCCGGCAGCACCUAGAGAUGUCUCAGAGGAUCCUCUUCGUCCUCCUGGCUUCGUGGCUGGCCCUCGCGGCCCAGUCGGCCACCGUUCCUCCCAAAGGUGAUGGAGGAGAGAAGCCACCGCCACCACCUUCCGAUGAUCUCCAACAGGAAAUGAUGCCCGACCAGGUGCUACUGGACUUUCUCUUCCAACAUCCCAUCGACGACCAAGCCUUGGACGGUGCCGACGUCACGGGCAUCGUCCAGACCCCUCUGCGGCCUGCCUUCGGCCCCCGGGGGAGGCGCCCUGGGUGCCACGACGACCUCCUCUGUACCCGGGAGCCCCCCGUCUACAAACUGGACGAAUUCCCGCCGGCCCGGCCCACCGUCGACAACCUCGCCAACAUCUGCGCGGAAGGACGGAAGAAGGCUUCCUACGGGCCCUGGAAUCUGCCCCAGACGGGCUUCUCCCACCUGAGCCGCCAGGGGGACGCCCUCAACGCCCUCGAGGAUGACCUGGAUCGAUGCUGCCAGCUGUCCGAGGAGGAGAAGCUGCCCUGCUCUUCCGAGGCGUGGUCGGACGCCUUGGCGCAGUUCUGCGAGGCCGAAUUCUCCACGAAGACCAAGCCUUACCACUGCUGCCUGCUGGAGGGGGCCCCCCAGGAGCGCUGUUUCCUCCGGGAAGCCCCUUCCCCAAAGGACGGCAGCCUCCGGGGCCAACCCUCUCCAGGGGAGAAGCCGGGCUCCUGCACGGAUCCUUCCCGGUGCAACACUGCGGAGCUGGCGAGCCCGCGGUCGGUCCCGAAAAUCUCCUUCCCUCCGGGGGAGCCCACGGACGCCAAUAUUCUCAAUAUUUGCAAGCUGAGCAAAUUCCGUCCGCGGUACCCGGCUGCCCGUCUCCCAGAGUCACAUUUUGGAUGGGUGGUGCUCCAAGCCCGGGCCGUGAACCGCGUGGAAAAGGCGUUCAAGAAAUGUUGCCGGGCCAAAGAUGUGGGUUGCGCCCACAGAGGGUGGGAAACCACCCUGAUACAGUACUGCAAGCAGGAAUUCUCGGUGAAGACCAGGCCUCACAUGUGCUGUAAAGAGAAACAACUGGAUGACCGUCUUGCCUGCUUCGCCAUCCAGGCCCCUUACCCAGCCUAUGACAAGGAGGUCACGACAGUGAAUCUGGCCCAGAUCACCUCCUCGCUCCUGGACUCCCUCUGCCGACCCGUCAGCCUUCUGAGCAAGCAGAAGCCCAUCCCGGCUUUGGUCCAGAACAUCACGGAGCCCUGCUGCCCCUUGCAAGCCGAGCAGAGGACCCAGUGCGCUCAGGAGACGAAAUCCCAGUUCAUCGCCAACAUCUGCAGCUCUCAGAAGAAGACCUGGAAGGAUCCCCAGAAGUGCUGCGCCCGGGAGGAAAGCCAGGCUCGUGACGACUGUUUCAACCUGAACUACCUGAGCGACGUGGCUUAUGCGGCUGUGGAUCAGAUCUUCCCCCCGGCAGAGCCGGCCGUCUAAGCCUGCCAUUGACAGUCCCGUCUCUCUCUCUCUCUCUCGGUCUGCACUGACUCUCCACUUCAAGAGAGCCUCCCUUUUGUGGCACUUUAUUUCCUAGGCGGUGGCUCCAGACGGAUCAGGGCCAACCCUAGAUAAAAGUUGUAGAUUAGAUCUUGUCUUGCUUUGGGCCUCGUUUUCACCUUCCACCCUUGGGAGCAUUUAAUGGUGUUUGUUUCCAGCUUCUUGUGGGGCCAGGAUUGGGGUCAGAAAGAGGGGAAGAAGGUAUUUUUCUUCUCCCCCUGCGGCUCCUGCCAGCUCCAUCUUCGCCAGCUGGCCCAGUCAGGGGCUGGUGGUGGUGGCCGGAGCACUCUGUUCCUCAAGAGGGAAAGAGAGUGUUUGGAUCAGGGCUAAAUCUCUGAACGGUCCCUCUGGUCCCCAACGUGCUGCUGGAUGCUUUCCGCUCAGGCGCAGGGCCCAAGGAGGGAUCACGGCGUGCCUGGGGGUCGGUUUCCGAGUGGCUUUCCCGCCGGGCUUUGGAAAGGCAGACCGGCGUGUCCCGCAGCCCGAACAGGGAGGGGGAGACCUGAGACCUCCCGCCUCGGGUACCGGCAAGCCCACCCAGCAGCAGAAGGCCAGGAGGAGAAACGGGGGGCUGGAAUUUUUUUGGUUAGCUUGGUUCCCUUCUCACCUUUCUUGACUUUGGGGGGGGGUCCCUGUUGCAGACUCCUUUGCUCGCCCUUGUCGCGACCCUGCUUUGUACAGCCGUCUCCGCCAGAGGCACCGGGGGCCUUUAAUAAACCACUUUUUGGGGAAAGAA
Messenger RNA from Pogona vitticeps (central bearded dragon), 2504 nucleotides. The record is from RefSeq and is a predicted model, not a curated record. NCBI's taxonomy places the organism in Eukaryota, Metazoa, Chordata, Lepidosauria, Squamata, Agamidae.